AUGGAGCCCCCCCCCCGGGAAGGGGUAGGUGCGGGUCCCCCGCACCCCUCCCCCGACACCGCCCUAACGCAUACGCCACCAGCGGCGUAUGCUACGCCGACGGGCGUUUUUCACGCGCCCGCCGCCGCCGUCUCCGCCGCUGCUGUCGCCGCUGCGCUAACUGCCGCCGAUGCCGCCGCCGCGGUCCCCGCCGCCGCAGUUUCGAACACCAACACGGCGACGACGACGACCGCAGCAGCAUCUAAUGUAACUGCCGCUGUCACCGCCGCCGUCACCACCACCGUCACCGCCGCCACCACCACCGCUGCCGCCACCGCGGCCGACACCGUUGCCGCCGCCGCCGCCGCCACUUCUUCCGCCGCCGCUGCCGCCGCCGCCACCACCUACCCAAUUGGGUGGUCCACUUCAAGGAAAUAA
Messenger RNA from Amyelois transitella, 417 nucleotides. Its product is annotated as ice-structuring protein 4-like. The record is from RefSeq and is a predicted model, not a curated record. Lineage: Eukaryota; Metazoa; Arthropoda; Insecta; Lepidoptera; Pyralidae. The coding region runs from base 1 to 417 and encodes 138 amino acids. The transcript has a single exon.